Molecule: messenger RNA, 894 nt
Organism: Penicillium lagena
Lineage: Eukaryota; Fungi; Ascomycota; Eurotiomycetes; Eurotiales; Aspergillaceae
Product: MOZ/SAS family histone acetyltransferase
Exons: 1
Coding region: 1-894 (297 amino acids)
Biological process (GO): regulation of DNA-templated transcription
Molecular function (GO): histone acetyltransferase activity
Source: RefSeq, a predicted model, not a curated record
AUGACCCAGAACCCGACGGAGAUCCACCGCGUCCGCAAUCUGACCAGGCUCCAGAUGGGCAAGUACGAUGUCGAGCCGUGGUAUUUCUCGCCGUACCCGGAUUCCUUCUCGGAUGUGGAUCUGGUGUACAUCGACGAGUUCUGUUUGAGCUACUUCGAUAACCAGCGUGCGUUCGAACGACACCGCGCAAAGUGCACACUGGUCCAUCCGCCCGGAAACGAGAUCUACCGCGACGACUACAUCUCCUUCUUCGAAGUCGACGGCCGGCGCCAGCGCACCUGGUGCCGCAACCUGUGUCUUCUCAGCAAGCUGUUCCUGGACCACAAGACGCUGUACUACGACGUCGACCCCUUCAUGUUCUACUGCAUGUGCACCCGCGAUGAAACAGGCUGCCAUCUCGUCGGGUAUUUCUCCAAAGAGAAAGACUCCGCAGAGGGCUACAAUCUCGCCUGUAUCAUGACUCUCCCGCAAUACCAACGCCGCGGCUUUGGCCGUCUUCUCAUCUCCUUCAGCUACGAGCUCAGCAAACGAGAAGGCAAGCUCGGCUCACCCGAGAAACCGCUCAGUGAUCUGGGUUUAUUGGGGUAUCGACAAUACUGGCGUGAGACCCUUGUCGAGUUGCUUAUGGAGCCAGGGAGGGAAGCGAUGAGCGAGAAUGAGCUGGCUGUUUUAACCUCCAUGACUGAGAAGGAUGUGCACGAGACGCUCGUGGUCUGCAGCAUGCUUCGCUAUCACAAGGGGAACUGGGUCAUUGUUCUAACGGACUAUGUCGUCGAGGAACAUAAGAAGCGUCUUGAGAAGGAAAAGGUUAAGGGCGCGCGCAAGAUCGACCCUGCCAGGUUGCAGUGGAAGCCGCCUGUGUUUACGGCUUCCAGCCGGACCUGGAAUUGGUGA